ACUUUGUCCUCUCCCUUCAUUAUAUAAACCACCAUUUCCAAAGCUCGUCUUCCUCACCCCACACUCUCCCCAUUACUCCACUCUCAACUUUCGAUCGAGUCAGGCUUCUGUUCUAUCGCCGGAAGUUCUGCAUACAACUGGUCUCUCUAUUACUCGUUGAGAGAAUAUGAGGGAAAUCCUUCACGUUCAGGGUGGGCAAUGCGGCAAUCAGAUUGGAUCCAAGUUCUGGGAAGUCGUCUGCGACGAGCAUGGCAUAGACCCAACCGGUAGGUACACCGGGAAUUCCGAUCUUCAACUAGAGCGCGUCAAUGUUUACUACAACGAGGCCUCCUGUGGACGGUUCGUCCCUCGUGCGGUGCUCAUGGAUUUGGAGCCCGGUACCAUGGAUAGCGUGAGGACCAGUCCCUAUGGCCAGAUAUUCAGGCCCGAUAACUUUGUUUUCGGGCAAUCUGGUGCCGGGAACAACUGGGCGAAGGGGCAUUACACCGAAGGAGCGGAGCUCAUUGAUGCCGUUCUUGAUGUUGUACGAAAGGAGGCUGAGAACUGUGAUUGUCUUCAGGGUUUUCAAGUAUGCCACUCACUCGGUGGAGGAACCGGUUCUGGGAUGGGGACUCUGCUUAUUUCGAAGAUCAGGGAAGAGUACCCUGACCGAAUGAUGCUUACUUUCUCUGUGUUCCCUUCACCAAAGGUCUCAGAUACAGUUGUGGAGCCAUACAAUGCCACUCUUUCUGUUCACCAACUUGUUGAGAAUGCAGAUGAGUGCAUGGUGUUGGACAACGAGGCCUUGUACGAUAUUUGUUUCAGGACUCUGAAGCUAACCACUCCAAGCUUUGGUGAUCUGAAUCAUCUGAUCUCUGCAACCAUGAGUGGUGUUACAUGCUGCCUAAGGUUCCCUGGCCAACUUAACUCUGACCUCCGGAAACUUGCAGUGAACCUUAUUCCCUUCCCCCGUCUACACUUCUUUAUGGUUGGAUUUGCUCCUCUUACCUCACGUGGAUCUCAGCAGUACCGUGCUCUAACUGUCCCAGAACUCACCCAGCAAAUGUGGGAUGCGAAGAACAUGAUGUGUGCAGCAGACCCACGACAUGGUCGCUACCUCACAGCUUCAGCCAUGUUCAGGGGCAAGAUGAGUACUAAAGAAGUGGAUGAACAAAUGAUCAAUGUUCAGAAUAAGAACUCUUCCUACUUUGUUGAGUGGAUCCCAAACAAUGUGAAAUCAAGUGUCUGUGACAUUCCACCAAGAGGCCUCUCUAUGGCAUCGACCUUUAUUGGCAACUCCACCUCUAUUCAGGAGAUGUUUAGGCGGGUGAGCGAGCAGUUCACAGCUAUGUUCAGGAGGAAGGCUUUCUUGCACUGGUACACUGGGGAAGGCAUGGAUGAAAUGGAGUUUACAGAGGCCGAAAGCAACAUGAACGACCUUGUAUCUGAAUACCAGCAGUACCAAGAUGCCACGGCUGAUGAGGAGCUGGAGUAUGAGGACGAGGAGGAAGGUGUGCAGGAGAUGUGAUUUAAAAGCUUUUAACUAUUGCAUUAAAGAUGUGUGGCUAAAAUUCCAGUACUCAGUUAUUCGUGAGAUGUUUUAUUGGUCCAAUAUUUUAGUUAACGGGGGGGGAGGUUGUGCAUGUUUGAUUUCUGGGUUUGCUUGAUUGCUUCUAUAUCCGUUUUUAUUAUGGAAUUUAGCAAUAUAUUCUAUACUUGAAGUUAUUUCAUGCCUCA
Messenger RNA from Carya illinoinensis, 1716 nucleotides. RefSeq names its product tubulin beta-4 chain. Gene Ontology annotation, molecular function: GTP binding; structural constituent of cytoskeleton; GTPase activity. The record is from RefSeq and is a predicted model, not a curated record. Gene Ontology annotation, biological process: microtubule cytoskeleton organization; mitotic cell cycle. NCBI's taxonomy places the organism in Eukaryota, Viridiplantae, Streptophyta, Magnoliopsida, Fagales, Juglandaceae. The transcript is spliced from 4 exons. Bases 167 to 1507 code for a protein of 446 amino acids. Gene Ontology annotation, cellular component: cytoplasm; microtubule.